AGGUGUCUGAUGCAAAAAAGUAAGAAUUGUUGAUCGUUUUCUUUUUGAUAUUGCGAACUAGAUUUGGAAUGUUCAAACUACAGAAACUACCACAGAAACAAAUAGUUUGUAAUUUGAGUAGACGUCCGAACAAGAUUCAGAUUGAUAGGUGAAAAUAUGACGAAAUCAUAAAUGUUGCAGUGAUUCGUUGCUUUUCUGAAACUCUCACACAUUUUUUCAUAAUAUUAGAGGAAGCGGAAGGAGAAUAUGGCAAUAAGCAACAAGAUGAUGGGAUCGAAAAAGUUGAAGAUCUUCGUUUUUUCGCUUCUUGCGACCACAAGUGAAAUCGCGCUGGUAGAUGCAGGUUCGCCUGGAGUCGGACGACUUGCGAACGAAUUACCGACUCCCAAAGAGCUUUUACAGAAGCUCAUGCAGGAAGAAACAUCGAAUGACAAACACACGUCUAGAACUUCUAAAGAAGAAAAACCGCACUCGGCCGUUCCGAAAGCACCGACUAAGGAUGAAGCAGAUGAAGUAGAUAUGGAUCCCGAAGUGUCUGCAAACGCAGCGAUCAAAAUCGCACGCGUAAAAAAUAAAAAUAGCGCAGUGGACGAGGUUGCCCACCACAUUCUAGAAAAACUAUUAACCGAAAUGGAGACGGACGCCGAUCCAAAAUUCCAGAAUAAACCAAUAAGUGUUGGAGCGCAUCAUUGGUCAAGUGCGGCCGCCUCAGUACAGUCGCCCUCCGUCGAUCGUAGCCACCGCACUCCAGGAAACGCAAAGGAGUACUAUGGUUUUCCGCAACAUGAUGCUGGUCAACACGGUAUUCAUUCUUCUUGCGGUUCUGGUGCUCAUCGGGGUCCAGCUAUUACAGACCGCCAUCAUUUUCCGGCAGGUGGGCUUUACGACGCAAACUCGGGGUUGCCAAUGACUCAGGCACAGGUAUCAGCGGCUGCAGCUGCAAGCAUAGUCCGCGAUGCGUGCAUAAAAAACGACAUCGAAUCCCUAAAGGGUUCAACACGAGCAGCAGCAGAAGAGCAGACUUCGGUUUAUCGUCAAGAAAUGUCUCAUCCUGCACAAGAACGAUCUAGAAUAUGUAGUGACCAACACGCAGCAGGAUCAUCGUACUCUUAUUACGGUGGUGCCGCUUCUGCGCCCGAUUUUUCCUCUCAAUGCCAACGUCGUAGUGCGUAUGAUCAAGAUCAACACGGAUCAUACCAGGGUCAACCUGCAUCUCCUAGUGGUCCAUGGCCCGCGGGUUUCAUGCCCUUACCGCAAGCAUACUACGGAAACCCGGAUUAUGACGCUCCGCAUCAAAGGCAAUUGCGGGAGCAUGGUUGGACCGGUCCAAAUGCGCGGGAGUACCCGUUCCGAGGUUGUGAGAGAGUGGACGACACUGCAACUUCUGGAGCUUCGAUGCACGACAAUCAGUUUUUCCCCUGCAAAGGCGGUGGAAACCGCAGUUCUUACUUCGACGCAUCACAUAAUGCAUAUCCAUCUACUCCAACAGGAUAUGCAUUUGGUUUCGCCGACAAUGGAGGCCAAAGUGUGCUGUUACUGCCUGCUUCUCCAGGAAAGGGCGUUCAUGCGCCUCUAAAUGGAGGGCGGAGACAUGCUGGUUCGUCGAAGGGCCAACGACAGCAAUUCAUUGCAGAAUCAGCGGACAUGAUGGCUGACUCGGUCGGCACUGUGGGUGAUGCUGCUCGCCUAUGGAAGGAAACGCAAAAUGUGAGCAUCGGAGGCUCUCAAAAUCCGAUCUCCGCUUCAAGUUCAGGCCUUUCGCUAACUAGACGUCCACCAGGAUUGAGCUUGAGGCGAUCUGAUCGUAGUGGACUAGAACAGAGUGUUGACUUGUUUCGGAACUAUAACGCCGGCAUGACAUCGACAAAGCAAGAACAAGGAGACACAAGCACUUUUGGUACAGGCGGAGCUGCUUCAUCAGUUGCAGGAGGCGGAAAACAGGACCCUCAGACCAAGAAGAAGAAUUAUACGAAACCGGAAAGCUCGAACAAAGCCGAAGGGCAUUCGCAAACUCGAGGUACAGAAAGCGUGCUGCAGGAAGAUUCAAAUGUCCGUAGCCGUGGAAAAGGGAACAAAAGUGCUGCUGCUACUUCCGUAGAAGAACCUACUGCUCCUGCAGUAUCCGCAGAACAUCAACAUUUGCCAACAUCUUCUCACGCGACUUCUGAAAGGGACGACGAAUGGGGAUCAUUUCAGGGUGGAGGCCAUUGGUGGAGGAAUGGAAAGGGUAAAAAAUCACGUUGGUGGUAAGCGUAAGCCAGCUAGGCCAAGCUGCGCUGCACUGUCUUGCUUAAUACCCAUUUCAGGUUUAGUCUGUGUCUAUCAUGUUAAUGAAUAAUAUGCAACAAAAUAAAAAUUCGUAUUUUUUUCAGAUUGUCAUACACUACAGGCUGUGAAUGCGCUGCUUCCGUACUCUUUAGUAGUGUUUGUUACAACUACAUCUUGACAUUUUUUGCUGUACCAUUCUAGAAGUUGCGAACAAUUGCUACAAAUAACUAGUUCCUUAGAACAAGUAGUAGUAAAGAUCGCACCAACGUCGACACGCGCAUAUACAACAUGGGACGAUCAAAAGAUGGCGUCUUCGAGAGCACUCGAGUGGUGAUGAUGAACAAGAAUAUCAGGAAAUUAUCAUCUCGUGGCUGAAGAAGUAGUUACAUGAAUAAAGUGCAUGAAUUUCGGAAGCAAUGGUCGCGACUCACGCAGGAAGACAUCGGAGAAUCCAGGAUUCAUAUGAGCCCAUGAUUAGUAGCUAGUUGUAUGUCUAUGUGAAUGUCGAAUAUUUUUUCGAUUAUUGAAGUUUUCAUCUCCACUAGCUAUGCCACGGCAAACAAGCCAAAAUACCUUGCCAAGAUGAUGUAAAUAUUUGCUGCAGCAUUAACUCAUGCGUUGACUUUGGAGCUGUAGGUCCCGAUUCGGUAUGCAUCUCUGAUUCUUUCGACGCUAGUGCGUUUUUUGUUAACGCUCUGUAGUAAGCGCAGUAGUAAAGCGGUGGUGUUACAUGGAAAGAAUGAAGUAAGAAAG
Amoebophrya sp. A25 is the source of this 3021-nucleotide messenger RNA. The record is from the annotation of a GenBank genome assembly. NCBI's taxonomy places the organism in Eukaryota, Dinophyceae, Syndiniales, Amoebophryaceae.